Racocetra persica is the source of this 540-nucleotide messenger RNA. NCBI's taxonomy places the organism in Eukaryota, Fungi, Glomeromycota, Glomeromycetes, Diversisporales, Gigasporaceae. The record is from the annotation of a GenBank genome assembly.
AUGACUAUAUUUAGUGAAGAAGGAAAUCUUGGUGAAGCACGGCCUGUCACAGGUCUUAUUGUAGCCCAAGAAGAGGAAUAUCAGCCUAUUUCAGAUUUGUUCGAUUACUACUAUGAAAAUAGAAGCUGCUCUAAUAUUAAAUAUAAUAUUAGAGAAGUUGAAGACGAUCAAAGGAAGCAAUUGUUCAAAUUGCUUAAAAAUCAUUCUGAUUCUUGUGCCCAAGAUAUCUCUGAGUUGGGUCAGACUGAUAUAAUUCAGCACCAUAUUCCUACUCAAGAUAUAUGUGUUCAAAACUGUAUUAAAAAAUCUUCUGUAUAUACUCUUCGUAUUACGACUACUACCGUCGAAUUUCUUGAUAAUCAAGGAAACCAAGUUCAAAUAGAAUAUGCCUCUGAAUUGGUCGAAGGAGAUCGAAUACCUCUUUACAUUGAAGAUCUUCAUAAAUUAGGAGAUCCUGCAAAGGACUUGACCAAUUUGAAGGACAAAACUGGAACCAACAAAUGGAUUAUCUGUGUAUUCGAAUCCAGCUUUGUCGGUUAG